AUGAAUUGUGAAGCUUGCCAAACUGCAACAAGUUCUGUAUACUGUUUAGGCUGUAAAAAGCAUUUUUGCAUAUCAUGUGAAACAAAUCGUCAUCCUUCCACACAUACCACCGUUCCCUCUCAAUCCCAAAUUAAAUGUAAAGACCAUGAAGAGCCAUUUACAAUGUUUUGUGAAACUUGCUCUCUAAUGCUCUGCUCUCUCUGUAUCCCUAUUCAUCACUCUGCUUAUCAUCAGCUAAAACCUCUUAUUGAUGUCUACCGAAUCCAAAGCAGCCAACUACAAGCCCUUUUAUCACAACGAGGAUAUUCAAAAAAGAAACUGCUUGAACUCCGCAUAGAAGAAAGAAACAGAAACAUCGGAGAACUCAGCAAAGCUUGUGGAUUAUUAGAAAACGAGAUAAAUGAAACACAUUCUAGCAUGCUCAGAAGAUUAGAACUAUAUACAGCUCCUGUAGUUUCCCAAUUAUCAAAAGAACAAGCCUCAGUCCAUGCAGAUGUAGAAACAAUGGAGCAAGCUUUAGAAUUAGUCAAAGGCAAUGAUAUGAUUUUAUUUUUACAAAAUUACAAAAAAUUGAUUAAUGACUUGGUGAUGCUGGCGAAUAAACAAUUACCCCCUGAAAGCGAAUUUGAUGUGUCAAGUAUCCCUACAGAGUUAAUGGAGUGGAGAAAUAGGUCAAGGGCCCUUCAGAGGCUUGAAACUUUGAAUCAGGCGAAAAAUGAAAUUCUGUGAGAUAUUAUGAGUGGGGAAAUGAGAAAUUCUGAAGGGACUGCAAAGAGAGAAAUUCUGCAGUGAUCGAGGCUAACUGAUAAAUAUCUUGAUAGGCUUUCGAACAUGCAGCUGUUUUGCUAUUUUUGUAAGGUUCCUAUUGAUGAAACAAAUGUUAAUACAUUCUGCAGGAUGAAUCAAAGAGACCAUUCUGCACCUUUUUUUGCCAAAGACCCUCAUAUACCGCCGAAGCAUUUAGGAACUGGAUUUCAUUAUUUUGUUAAAAUACAAGAUAUAAAGCAAGGAUAUAAUCAGCAAGUCUAA
Messenger RNA from Blepharisma stoltei, 1029 nucleotides. The record is from the annotation of a GenBank genome assembly. NCBI's taxonomy places the organism in Eukaryota, Ciliophora, Heterotrichea, Heterotrichida, Blepharismidae.